This is a messenger RNA of Paramuricea clavata, 1261 nucleotides long. The record is from the annotation of a GenBank genome assembly. Lineage: Eukaryota; Metazoa; Cnidaria; Anthozoa; Malacalcyonacea; Plexauridae.
AUGGCCUCCGUUCAGUCCAUUGUGGACUGGCAGUCGACAACGAAGACCAUUUUAGACAGAAAUCGUCACAUGUUUAAAAAUCCUGACAUGAGUGACAUAAGCUUCACCUGCAAUGCUUCGGAAAAGACAUUCUACGCACAUAAAUAUGUAUUGGCUACAAGUAGCGUCGUAUUUUAUGCGAUGUUUUUUGGAAGCUUGCCCGAGAAAGAAUCGAUUGUUCGUUUGCCUGAUACAAACGAGGAAAGCUUAGAACAGUUUUUGAGAUUUCUUUACAGGGAAGACUGUACAUUGACCGCAGACAAUGUUUUUGCGAUUCUGUAUUUGGCAAAGAAAUACAUUGUGCAUUCGCUCAAAGAGAAAUGUGUUGAUUUUCUGGUGGAAAGUUUAAACCCUGAAAACGUGCUGGACGUCCUCGACCAAGUGACUCGGUUUGAUGAAGAAGAUUUAAAAAGACAUUGUUGGAAAGUUAUACAGUCCCAUACCAGCAAAGUGGUGGCCUUGGAUAAUUUCAAUAACAUCAGUCAAGGGACCUUGACUAAAUUACUGAUACAUGACGCUCUGAAUGUACCAGAAGUGGAACUGUUCCACGCUGUUUUAAAAUGGAUUGAUUUCCAAUGUUCAUGUAAGAAUUUGGAACCAACAAGCAAGAACAGAAGGUCUGUUAUUGUCAAGGCAAUCUAUGGGUUGCGAUUUUUUAGCAUGAGUCAUAAAAAGUUUGUCAAGCAUGUUGCUAAAUCUGGCUUGCUAACUUCAGAUGAGUUAGUUCCAAUUUACGAGAAAUUUCUUGUUGGAGUUGAUUCCCCUGCGCUGAAAUGGAAGUUGCCGAAUAGGAAACCAGCAAAUAUGGUGAGGGUUUCCAGAUUUUCCGGAAACGUUGAAGAUUUUCUAAACGGAAGGGAUUGCUUUGGUUGCAUAGCCGAUUACUUUGUUUUUUCAGUGGAUAAAGAGGUAUUAUGGAAUUAAGCAUCAGGUCACCCUGGCAGUCGAAGACGCCACAGUGAAUGGAAUGUAUGUACCUGAAGAGGAUCAAGACGGCAUCCUUGGUUUUGAUGUAAUGUUCAAGAAACCCAUUAUGGUGAAGCAAAACGAUGCUGUAGGAAUAUUUGCUGAUAUUCAUGGACCGCAUACGUUUUAUGGCACAAAUGCAUUGUCAAGUGUUACAAAUAAAGGAAUCACUGUAACAGUUGAUUGUCCGUCUGACCCAUAUAACAGCAUGUUGCAGGAGCAAUUCCAUGAAAUAAUACUUUCGACUAUUUGUUAA